Molecule: messenger RNA, 2351 nt
Organism: Nymphaea colorata (pocket water lily)
Lineage: Eukaryota; Viridiplantae; Streptophyta; Magnoliopsida; Nymphaeales; Nymphaeaceae
Product: pentatricopeptide repeat-containing protein At1g26900, mitochondrial
Exons: 1
Coding region: 394-2097 (567 amino acids)
Biological process (GO): RNA modification
Molecular function (GO): protein binding; RNA binding
Source: RefSeq, a predicted model, not a curated record
UAUUCCUCGUGCUUGUUUUCUCUUAAAAUAACUGAAGGCGCAACCUACCAGUAAAAGUUACUGCUUGCUGCAUACGGCCCAAUCAUCGAACUCCCUCGUUGUUUCAUGUUACAUGGAUUACUAGACAAGUUCAUGAAAAUAUGAUAUAGAGAGGACAUCUAAGACUAUGUUCAUGAGGGUUCUGCGCACCUGGCUAGGCGGGUCUCUCUCUCUGUCUCUCUUUCUGCAAGUCCUCGAUAAUUUGGACAACUUUUGCUAGUAGCUGACAGUUCGUAAGGAUUCUGGUGGGUCUCUCUCGCUCCCUCUCUCUUAUGUUCAAAGAGCCCAUCGUUGAAUCGUCAUAUCAGCGAUGGCCAUGCAGUUGGAGGCUGGAUGUAGGAGCUUCAAAAGCUGAUGAUUCAGCAAUGCUCAAAGCAUCCCCAGUCGGCUAUCCCAUUGCUGGAGAGAUGCCUCCUGUUGCUGGGCUGCUGCACCCAACUGAACCAGCUGGAACAGGUCCAUGGCCUCAUGGUUAAGACCUCCUUGGACCAGCAACCCUUCCCAUGCAGCAAGCUCCUCGCCUCCUGCUCCCACUUUCCCGCCUACGCCCGUUCCCUCUUUGGCCGCAUCUCCGAGCCGAACACUUUCAUGUGGAACACCAUCCUGCGCAGCUCCGCCAUCAGCACUACCCCUCUCGACGCCCUCUUGCUCCUCAAUUCUAUGCGCCGGAGCUCGGCGUUGGCGGAUCAGUUCACCUUCGUCUGCAUCCUCAAGGCGUGUGCCCGUGCCACCGCUGCGGAAGCCGGCCGGUGCGUUCAUGGUCUCGUUCUGAGGUCGGGGUUUGAGGACUUUCUUCCAGUUCGGAAUACCAUUAUUGGGGUGUAUGCGGCUUGUGGUUGGAUCGAAGGAGCACACAAAGCGUUUGAUGAGAUACCUAAGAGAGAUUCCGUGUCUUGGAAUGCCUUGAUAGGUGGGUAUGUUAGGGUUGGUCGGGUACAGGAGGCUUUCCGUCUGUUUGGUGAGAUGCGUUUGAGUGGGGAAAUCAGAAUUGCUAAACAGAGCAUCCUGGUUCUGUUGUCUGGUUGUGAAGGCUGCUACGGUUCGGGCAGUCUUGCUAGAGGUGAGACAGUUCAUGCACUGUGUGUCAAGUAUUCAUUUGAUUCGGAGAUGAGCGUGAGGACUUCGAUAAUUGGCAUGUAUUCUAGUAAUGGCUGCCUGAGUUUGGCUCGCCGAAUUUUCGAUGAAAGUGUUGAACCAGAUACCACUGCGUGGAAUUGCAUAAUUGGUGGAUAUGUUAGGCGUGGAUGUCUGCAGGAAGCUAUGAAGAUGUAUCAGAAGAUGAAACUUACAGGAGCAAAGCCAAAUUAUGUGACCAUGGUAACUCUUUUGGCAGGCCUUGCGCAGACUGGAUUGGUUUCUGGUGGAAUCUGCAUCCAUCAAGACAUUAUGGAGCAAGGGCUAGAGCUGAAUGCAGCCCUUGGCACAGCUCUGGUAGAUAUGUAUGGGAAAUGUGGAUGCAUUGAGAAGGCUGUGGAAAUCUUCGAUGCCAUGACGGAUAAGGAUGCAACAACUUGGAGUGCAAUGGUUUCAUGCCUUGCAUUGCAUGGCCGUGGAGUUGAUGCCGUUGCUCUUUUUGAUGUGAUGAGGCAAGAGCAGGUUCUUCCUAAUGAAGUCACCUUCAUGGCUGUCUUAACUGCUUGCAGUCAUGCAGGUCUGGUGGAUCAAGGGAAGAUGUACUUUGAUGUUAUGGCAAGAGAGUAUGACCUAGUUCCACGAACUGAACACUAUGGCUGUAUGGUUGACAUGCUUGGUCGAGCCGGACUGCUGGAAGAAGCACAUCAGUUGAUCAAGAGCAUGCCCAUGGAGCCUGAUGCCACUGUUUGGCGAAGCCUGCUAGCUUCUUGCAGGCUUCAUGGUAAUGUGGAACUGGGUGGAUUGGCAAAGACAGCUCUGCUAAAAUUGGAACCUUUACACCCAUCAGACGCUAUCUUGAUGUUGGGUGCAUAUGCUGCUGUUGGUAGGUGGCAGGAUAUCAGGAGGCUUAGAGAUGAUCCAGUAGAGGAGACAAGAGUGAAGAAGAAGGCUGGCUGUAGCUCGAUUUCAACAGUCCUGCAAUAGCACUCCUGUCACUUGGAAUUGACUGCAAUUUCGGGAUGUGAUCAUUUUCAUGAUAUUGUUCUUUGAAACUGAAUUUUUCAAUGAGUUGCCAACCUGAGAGCUUUCUGGUUUCCAAUGCGAUUUCUAUCAAGAUACAUAAAAUUACUCAUCAUGGAGUAACUUUGUGAAAGUGUAACUAAUGAUUUUGAGAAUAGACCUAACUGCAAAGAGGGUUGCAUUGGGACAGCUCCAAACCUAAACAUUACUCGAAAAAA